Messenger RNA from Pterocles gutturalis (yellow-throated sandgrouse), 754 nucleotides. It is a transcript of the gene PPIL3, whose product is annotated as peptidylprolyl isomerase (cyclophilin)-like 3. The record is from RefSeq and is a predicted model, not a curated record. Gene Ontology annotation, cellular component: catalytic step 2 spliceosome. The transcript is spliced from 5 exons. Gene Ontology annotation, molecular function: peptidyl-prolyl cis-trans isomerase activity. Gene Ontology annotation, biological process: protein folding; protein peptidyl-prolyl isomerization. NCBI's taxonomy places the organism in Eukaryota, Metazoa, Chordata, Aves, Pterocliformes, Pteroclidae. The annotation marks the transcript as partial.
GCUGUCACACUGCAUACUGAUGUAGGAGAUAUUAAAAUUGAACUAUUCUGUGAGCGUACACCAAAGACUUGUGAAAAUUUCCUGGCUCUUUGUGCUAGUAACUACUACAAUGGAUGCGUAUUUCACCGGAAUAUAAAGGGCUUCAUGGUUCAGACAGGGGAUCCAUUAGGCACUGGGAAAGGAGGUAACAGCAUCUGGGGCAAGAAGUUUGAAGAUGAAUUCAGUGAAUUCCUGAAGCACAGUGUCCGUGGGGUAGUCUCAAUGGCAAACAAUGGGCCAAAUACCAAUGGAUCGCAGUUCUUCAUCACUUACGGCAAGCAACCGCACCUAGACAUGAAGUACACAGUGUUUGGAAAAGUUAUUGAUGGCUUGGAGACCCUGGAUGAGCUGGAGAAGCUGCCUGUGAAUGAGAAAACCUACCGACCUCUUAAUGAUGUUCACAUUAAAGAUAUUACAAUUCAUGCCAACCCUUUUGCGCUGUAGCCAUAGAGUGCCUUGACACAUUCUUUAGAGACGAGUCAGAUAGACUGCUGAGUUAUGGGGUUUAAAGUGUCUAAUAUUAAAAAGGGUUACUUGAGCUGGAUUGUACCUGUGCUUACCGAAUGCAGGAUUUUCAGGAGUUGUGACAUUGUUUGGGAGUUGUCACAGAGGAAUAUUGUGCUUUAGAAGACAGUUUUUCCAGAGUAUCUUCCAGGAUUUCAGUUUUUAAACAUUGCCUUUUAUACUUGUAAAAUAAGAAAAGACUUAUAUAUUU